This is a messenger RNA of Aspergillus glaucus CBS 516.65, 1099 nucleotides long. RefSeq lists its product as uncharacterized. The transcript is spliced from 4 exons. The coding region runs from base 200 to 925 and encodes 241 amino acids. The record is from RefSeq and is a predicted model, not a curated record. Lineage: Eukaryota; Fungi; Ascomycota; Eurotiomycetes; Eurotiales; Aspergillaceae.
UAAAUUAAUCCCUUAUUCAGGGUCCGUCCCAACACGGAGCGCCGUGCCUGAAUGUAACUGUACCCCAUACGAGCUGAUCAUGUGCCUCGGCCUCACCCCUCCACCAUAAUCCCGGACUCUUUCCAUUCAAUGCCCAAUUCUCCUUCACCCGGUCCCAAUCUCGAUAGAUUUCUAAAUACCGCAUUCAUCGGGUCUCAAAAUGGUGCCCUUUCGUAACUUCUUGGCCAGAAAAUCUGGUGCUUUGAACAACGCGCAAAUCGAGAAUAACAACAAUGAAAACGAGCCUCCUUCCACGGAUAGCCAGCGCGGGACUCCCCUGAGUGUCAGGACGAGUAGCGACAACCCCGAUCCUCCGGAAUACAAAUUGAGCGUUGUCGAUGACAAUGGUUCUUAUCUGCCGCCCUCACCACCGGAGAAACAAAGCUUUUGGAGCAGAUACCCUGGCUCAAACAGGUCGUCAAAUAACCAUCGGAGCCUUGUCAAUGAUAAUGAGCCAUUCUCGAUAUCCCGCGAAUCGUUCGAUUCUUAUCGUCGGUCCUUUGAUAUCUCUGCCCGUUCCCCCGUGAGCUAUAGCGACACAAUGCCAUCUCGAACUUCCCUCGACUCCCGCUUUUCCCGCAUCACAUCCCCUUCUCUGGGCCACAACGGAUUCGACAGACCUGAACCCAUGGAAGAGGAGCAAUUCGAAGACGUCGGGCUCACCGAUGAUGAAGUGAAGCCGCCACCAAAAAAGAAAAACGUGUUCUCGCGAUUUGGCGAUUUGAAUUUCGCAAACUCGAGCGACUCCCAGUCUUCAACUGGUUCGAAAAUCUCGUCGCCGUUUGGCUUUCAUCUUCCGGGAAGGAAACGAGGACAGAGCGGUGCAGGGUCUGAGCUAGGAACGGUGAACCCACCAUCUGGCGACCACAAUGUAAAUGGACAAUAAUGUGGAAUGCAUUGGUUUGGAAUAUGCAGGCGUUGGGAGUUAUAUAUCCUUUCGAACAUGAUUGAUGCGACUAUCCUACGCAAUGUUCAUACACGAUGGCACUUUAAUGUCCAGCCAGUUCCAUGGCCGCCAUAGUGAAUAAUUAACACCAUCUAACCCCAUUGUAGAUCAGCG